UGCGGUCAAUUGCGCCAUUAUCUCCGGAGCCUUGCGCAUUCCCCCCUCAGGAACACUUCUCCCCACAAACUCUCCCAUGACAGACUGACCGGACGUAUUCAGAAGUCAUAGAACUCACAAACUCCCAUAAUGUCUGAUCCUAAAGUCUUAGUUCAAUCCCUUACUCCCUCCGCUGUCCAGAAUGCCUAUUCCCUUAUCCAACCCUACGUGCACCGCACGCCCCUCCUCACCAACCAAACCCUUAACGAGAUCGCCUCCACCCCGCAGUCCCCCGAGGCAUUGAACGGGACACCCUUCGAAGGGCAACCACCCGCCAACCCAAAGUUCAGGUUCUUCUUCAAAUGCGAGAACUUUCAGCGGAUUGGCGCCUUCAAAGCCCGCGGCGCUUUCCACGCCUUGCUGCGACUCAUCGCAGAGCGGGGUCAAGAGGAAGUACAGAAACGCGGGGUGAUCACGCACAGCUCGGGGAACCACGCCCAAGCUCUCGCCCUCGCCGCCUCCACCCUCAAUAUUCCCGCCUACAUAAUCAUGCCUGAAAUCAGCACGCCUUCGAAGAUCGCAGGAACCCGUUCUCACGGUGCAGAGGUUAUAUUCAGCGGAUCGACGAGCGUGGAGCGUGAGGCUGUCGUUGAGGAAGUGCAGGCACGGACGGGGGCAAUCUUGGUUCCACCCUACGAUGACUUCAAUGUCAUCUGUGGGCAGGGCACAACGGCCUUGGAGCUUGAAAAGCAGUACAGUGAUCUUGUUACGGAAAAGCCGCAGCUGAGUAUUCAUCAAGAAAACCCAGUCUUGGAUGCUGUGAUCACUCCUGUCGGUGGAGGUGGUCUCAACGCCGGUGUCGCAACCUUCUUCUCAGAUAAGACGACUAAAGUAUUUGGUGCGGAACCCAGUUUCGAAGGUGCAGAUGACUGCCGGCGUGGUCUUGAGGCCGGGGAGCGUGUCUCGGCAGUAUCAACUCUCACAAUUGCUGACGGAUUGCGCACUCCCGUUGGUCUCUUGAACUGGGAAGUAAUCUCCGACAAGAACAAGGUGGCUGGCGCUUUUUCCGUGACAGAGGAGCAGAUCAAGGCCGCGAUGAGGUUGGUGCUGGAACGCAUGAAGGCUGUCGUCGAGCCUAGUGCUGUCGUCGGGUUGGCGGUUUGUCUGUAUAAUGAAGACUUCCGGCGAAUGGUCCAAAACCAAGCUCCCAACGGUUGGGACGUAGGCAUUGUAUUCAGCGGAGGCAACACCACAGUUGAAGCGAUUGCCAAGCUAUAUAGCUGAGUCGGUGGUCGCUCGGUGGGAGAACGUUCAGUCCCAUAUGUAAAUACCCAAUCAUAGUCAUC
Aspergillus saccharolyticus JOP 1030-1 is the source of this 1325-nucleotide messenger RNA. Its product is annotated as threonine/serine dehydratase. Gene Ontology annotation, molecular function: serine racemase activity; magnesium ion binding; L-serine ammonia-lyase activity. Bases 130 to 1263 code for a protein of 377 amino acids. Gene Ontology annotation, biological process: pyruvate biosynthetic process; L-serine metabolic process; D-serine biosynthetic process. The record is from RefSeq and is a predicted model, not a curated record. NCBI's taxonomy places the organism in Eukaryota, Fungi, Ascomycota, Eurotiomycetes, Eurotiales, Aspergillaceae. The transcript is spliced from 2 exons.